Molecule: messenger RNA, 12883 nt
Organism: Coregonus sp. 'balchen'
Lineage: Eukaryota; Metazoa; Chordata; Actinopteri; Salmoniformes; Salmonidae
Source: the annotation of a GenBank genome assembly
AUGGGUAAUCUCAUCAGCCGGCCCAGCUGCCUGGGCCAGAAGUCCAAGCAGGUGAGGUCCGACGAGGACUUCCUGAAGGAGUGCUACCAGCGGCGCAGCGAAUGGCAAGCUCCGCCCCCGACGCACCACGGGGAGGCCAGGCGGGAGGAGGUGGUCAGAGAGAGGGAGGAGGAGAGGGUGACAGACAGGACGAAGGAGGAUGAGGUGUCUCACAGCAACACCCCUCCCUCGGACAAACCCCUCAGGACCAACCCCUCCCCCGCCCCCACGGUCACCACCACCAGUACUCUGGACAAUGUCUGGCUCGGCACCCCCUCCCCCAUCAAGACUUCCAGGAACAGCACCCUGACCAGGAAGGCCGUGGUCCCAGAGAUCCCCUAUGGGAGAUCCCCUCUAGCCCAGCCUGGCUCAGUCCCAGGCUCAGCGGAGAGGAGGGCCAGCUUCCAGAGGAGGGACUCCAGAGAAGGAAGCCUCCAGAGGAGAGACUCUAGAGAGGGCAGCCCCUGGUCCUGGAAGACCCUGGCCUCUCGCGAGGUCACGGAGGUGACGGAAGUGACAGAGACAGUUGUGACAGAGAUUGUGGAGGUGACGGAGUACCCGUCUGGAGAGAAGGGCGGAGACCCCAUAGUCACCAGGACUGUUAGGGUUCUGACUGGAGCGGCUGAGGAACUCGCUGAGGUCAAUAUAACUUCAACAGCCUCUCUCUAAAGUGUCUAUUAUUAUUCAGUACAGUAGAUUAGGAUUAGAAUUUCCUUUUUUCUCCCCCUUUCCAUUCCAUUCUUUCAUUGAACGUCUGAACUUCAAUCUUUACCACUCUGCAAUUUCCUUAACAUCUCUUCAGCAGCAUGUGCUACAGAAUGUGUUAUAUUUUUGACAGGACGGCCCUCUUUUUCAGAAAAGUAGAUUGUGCAAUGUAGUCGGCUGAUGUGUUGACUUGUAUAUUUCUAUCCCAGCUACAAAGCGAUGGACAUUCUAGUUCAGACCAAGAUUCCAGCUUGGACCGUUGGAGGGUAAGAUAUCCAGUGCAUUGCUCUGUUUUUUAUGUGCACAGUAUGAAGGUAACACUGACAUUACUGCAUGGUUCCAUGGUUUCAUAUGGUAUGGUUACUAUAAACAGUGUCAAUGCUGUGUCAUGCUCUCUCUUUCCCCAGGGAACGAGAUCUGCCUUGACUCUGAGAGAUGAGUUUGCAGAUUCUGAAACGUUCCAUCAAUCCCUGGAAGCACUGUUGACCUGGGUCUGUGAGAUAGAGGAGCUGACAGCCAAUCAGAAGCCUCCAUCUUCAGAGGUCAAAGUGGUGAAAGCACAGCUACAAGAGCAGAAGGUUUGUUACAACACGGUACACAAAAUAUCUAAACUUACACAAAGCACCCACGGCUAAGUAACUAUAUGUUUGAUCAAAUGCACGAGGAUACUUUAUCAAUGGAAAAUGGCACUGAUAUCAUGGAAAUAGUAAAAUGCUCCCUUUAUUAUAUGAAAUCCCUUGUAUUCAGGGCUGAACAGGGAAGGUUCACUCUUACAAUUCCUGGGGUAAAAAAAAAGAGCCAUUCACCUUUCAGUGUGAACCAGCUCCCAUUGUGAGUACAGUGGGUGAGGUGAAACCUGCCUGGCUCCUCACAAUGCAGGCCUGACACUUGAGAGGGGUCUUUCACCGCACUCACACAAAGGCAGGAGAGACAAGAAUAAGACACAUAGACCAGAAUGUAAAUUCUCAGGGCUAGCAAGUAGCAUUGACUCUCUGCAGCUAAGACCUGAGUCGUCUGAGUUGUAGUUGUGCUAACUCAUAAUACAUCUAUUUGAGAUAUUCUCUGGCUUUACACUUCACUGCUCAAUAGUUGUAGCCUAUUUUCAAGCAUUUGUAAGAUUACUCUGGAUGUUCCAAAGUAGCUCAUCCCCAAUUUAUCACAGGUUUUGACUUUUAAUCAUUGAGAAAAUAUCCAUGUGUCUCAUCAUCAGAAAGACAAUGAGUAAGACUUGGCGUUUUCCCUGGUCAGGUACUGUGGUCAGAUAAAACUCCUGGUCAUAACAACGAUAAGGCAAUGGCCGAGUAUCCAUUAUCAUCUUACAGCUCCUGCAGCGUCUCCUGGAGGACCGGAGGCGUAGUAUGGAGACCAUGAUGCUGGAGGGCCCUCAUAUGGCCGAGGCCUUCCCAGGGGAGGAGGGGGAGCAGGCCAGAGUCCAGCUCUCCACACUCAGACACAAAUGGGAGGCCUUACUGGUAGAUGCAGUGAACAGGUCAGCUCAUUGAACUGUGGGGCUCCCCCUUCAUGUUAUGUUAUGCUAUGCUAUUCUAUGCUAUGCUUUGCUAUGCUAUGUCAUGUUGUGUUUCGCUUUGCUAUGUUAUGCUAUGCCACCAUGCCGUUGGCAGCGUGGGCUGAGCUGUAAUGUAAUGGAUGUUGUGCAUUGGUGUUAACAGGCGGGGCAGUCUGGAGCUCAUCCUGCCCAGGGCCCAGCUCUUCCAUGAGAGGGUGGACAGCCUGCAGCAAUGGCUCAUCUCUGUGGAGCAGGACCUGGCCGAGCUACGCAAUGCUGAGAGGGAAAUGCUACACCUCCCCGAGGCUACAGAGCAAGCCAAGGUAGGACAUCAUCAAUGCAUACUUUUCUUCCGUAUGCAGGCCUAUACCCUGUGCCAUAUACUGUAUGUUUAUGUAGCAGAGGAGGCUGGUGGGCGGAGAAAUCGUCUGACACAAAAUGUCUGACAUUAUUUUGUCAUACCCCUCAGGCUGUGGUGGAAGAGAUCAAGGCGAAAAACGCUGACUUGGUGAAAGUUCAACAGAGCGGUCAUGAUCUCAAGGAGAAUAUUUCAGGUAACAUAAAUGCCAGUAUGAAAAACAAAAUGUAUGCACUCUGGAUAAGAGCGUCUGCUAAAUGACUAAAAUGUAAAAAAAAAAAAAAAAUGUAAAAAAAAAUGAAUAAUGCAAAAUCAAUGUGUUCGUAAAUGUUUACCCUUACCAAUACACAAAAUUAAUCAACAGAUUGCUUACCUAGCAAAGUGAAACAACAUGAGUAGCGACAUGCUAAAAGUAGCAACAUGCUAAAAGUGGCUACAUGCCACAGGAGGCUGCUGAGGGGAGAACGGCACAUAAUAAUGGCCGGAACGGAGCAAAUGGAAUGGCAUCAAACACAUGGAAACCAUGUGGUUGAUGUAUUUGAUACCAUUCCACUAAUUCCACUCCAGUCAUUACCACGAGCCCGUUCUCCCCAAUUAAGGUGCCACCAACAACCUGUGCUACAUACUAAUAGUGGUAACACACUAAAAGUACCAACAUGCUAAGAGUACCAACAUGCUAAGAGUACCAACAUGCUAAGAGUACCAACAUGCUAAGAGUACCAUCAUGCUAAGAGUACCAAAAUGCUAAAAUUAUCCACAUGCUAAGAGUACCAGAAUGCUAAGAUUAUCCACAUGCUAAGAGUAGUCUUUGUGUUGGUGUGGUCCCCACAGAGGAGGAAGCCCAGCAGGUGCAAGAGCGUGUAGACAGCCUGAGGAUACGCUGCUCGGUGUUGAGCCUGACCAGUAGUGACGUGCUGCAGAGACUGGAGCAGGCCCUGGAGGCAUCCAGCCGCUGCACCUCCAGCCAGGAAGACCUCCACCUGUGGCUGGGCCGCAUCGAGAGGGAACUGCUGGGGCCUGCUGGGGGGCAGACUGGGGGUGGAGACACUGUGCUAUGUGCUGCAGAGAGACAGAGGGUAAGAGGCAGGGCUUAGCAAUGUUGCCUGUGACCAUAACUGAUAUGAAGUUGAUGGACUGCUUACUCAUGAGUCACGACUAUUCAUUGGGUCCCGUGCAUUUAGGCAAUAUUGAUAAUCUUCUGAUAAGGAAGAAGUAGUAGGAACUCUGCACACACUUCAACUAGACAGCAAUGUGUACUUUUGUUAACCUGUCUGUAUGUGUGUGUUAUUGUCAGUUGGAGCAGGCUGUGGUGAAGGAGAUGGCCUGGUUCAGAGACACUGCCUUGAGCCUGGAGCAACUCAAAGCCAUUAAUCUGGAGCCUGACCUUAUCUCUGCCCAACUCUAUGAACAGAAGGUGAAGAGACCCAUUGGAACUACAUUUUAAAAGCUACUUUGUCCCUUAGGGCCACCCUAUACAAGCCUGUUCAUCCACCUCUACAUAUGCUUUGUUUUGUUCUACAACCACCUAUGUAGAUUUGUAUAGAGGUCUGAUGAUGUGUGAAGUUUGAAAAUAUUUCUUGGUUUGCGAAGGCUUGUACGUUUGCAUUAAUUUUAGAUUGUAAAAUAUGCCAUGCUUUUGUGUUGUGUACGUGAAGAUCCUUGCAGUGGAGAUUCUGCAACACAAGUUCAACAUUGAGAAGAUGGUGAAGAUCGCUGAAAUCUUGCAGACAUACGGUGAUGAAGGGGAAAUAGGGGAUCUGCAGGUACAUACUGUACCAUCUUACCCAUGAUAUCAUCUGAAUAUAAAACUUUCAAACAAAUAAGACAAGCUAAUAGCAUACAGGUGAAAUGAAAGCUGUUGUCAUCCUAUCUCCCCAGACCCCGUUGGAUGCCUUACAGGAACAAUGCAACACCACGUCAGCCACCAACUCCCAUGUGGUCCUUCAGCUGGAGCAUGCCCAGUCCCUCUUGGUCCAAUUCACUGAGGGUCUCGCUGAGGUGUCACCAUGGCUACAGGAAACCCAAGCGCUCAUUGGCCAGCUCUCCCUGAGCACCAUUAGUUACAAGGCAUUCCGAGAACAACAGGACCUCUUACAGGUAGCAGAGACCUGCCUCUGAGUGGAGUGCCAAUUAUUUUCCCCCUGUUCAACAAUGAUGCCCUUUUAUACUUUAUAGUUCCCCCUCCGUUUUCUGCUCAAAUGUGCUGUUCUACUAUUCUUCCCUUUUAGAUUGUUUGGCUCCGUUAGUGUACUUUAAUCUACUUCCUGAAAGGAUAACAUUGAACAUUCCCACAGGUUUAUAAAGACAUCUCUAUUCUCCUAGGUAGUUAAUGGAAAGUGAGACAAUGUGACCUGUUUUACCUUCUUCAACAGUUCUUAGGGAUAGAAAUGAGACUUCUCGUUUUUCAAACAUAGCCAUUUAAGUGCACUCUAUAAUUCCUUUACCAUACCAAAAACGUUAUCUGGGUCAUAUUCAUUAGUUACUAAAUGGAAGAAAACGGGGAGGAACUACCUGAACUUGUCCAAUAAGAAACAGUCCUUUUAGUUUUCAGUUGCAAAACUUUAUACUACUGUGUGCCUGAUGAAUACAACCCAGAUCUAUGUGUGCAAGGAUCUAUUUAUCUGACCACUAACCGUUUCUCACCAAGGGCCUAAGGGAGUCCAUAGCAGAGCAUAGACCUCUGAUAGCACGGCUGUGCUCGCUGGGGAAGCGUCUGUCAGAGCUUAGCCCCGCCCAGGGGGAGGAAUUUUGUCAUAGCGCCAAAGAGGCUGAGGAGCAGCACAGGGCCAUCAGAGACAGGGUCAGAGAGGCUGCCAAUCUAUUGGAAGAGUCCCUGCCCAGAUACACACAGGUGACAGUUAUACACACACUGCUGCAUGACGACACACGCGACACAAACACACACAUCCGAAGCACACGCACUCACACACACAAGCAUAAAGACACACACACAUGAAGACACACACAUGGUACAUGUAUACAGUACACAUAGUAGUCUCGCCAGACUCUACACACUGUGAGAAGAGACUAUACACAUAGAAACAUGAAAACAUUGGACCAUCACAUACACACAGUAACACAAUGAUCUCUUGUCUCUGUAGUUGAAUGAGAGGAUGAUGCUGAUUAGAGAGAGUCUGGAUCGUCUGCUUGGCCACAUGCAGUCCCCAGCAUCUCUGCAGGGCCGGACUCCACGCAUCCAGGAGCAGCUACAGGACAACAAGCACACCCUGGCUGAGCUCUCCAAGCUGGAGCUAGGCCUGGGGAGUGUCCGUACCCAGGCUGACGAGCUCCUGGCCAACACACAGGCAGCUGGGGACGCCUCCAUCGGCACAGGUACACUCAUCACAAAGUGCCCAAAAUGUUGGUUCUUUGCAUUAAAUGGUUGGGAGUAUAAAGGGUGUGUAACUUUCUUUGUGCAAGUUGUUUAAAUCAAUAUGAAACUUUUCUGUUUAGCAGCACACAUCUGGAGAGGGAGAAUACAUAGCAGGUGUUUUGCUUGUGUGUGUGUGUGUGUGUGUGUAUCAUUAAUUUAUCCUGAAACACCUUUGACAGAUGCUGCCUAGGUUACCUACAAUGGGUCUAAUUGUUUUGGAGUGUGUAGAGAAAGUAAUUUCUCUCAGCCAGUGAUACUAUGAGAGAAAAUACAGAGAUGUCACUGUGACUUGCAAUGAUUGUGAUAUGUGGUUGUCUGCUAAAUGACUAAAAUACAAUGUAUUAUAAUGACUGUAUUCUGUGUUCUCCCCAGCGAUCCAGGAGCGGGUGUCCAGCCUGUGCCAGCUGUGGGAGGAGGCUCAGAGGCAGGCUCAGGAGAGAGAUGGCUGGCUGCUCAACCUGCUGGACCUGGCCCUCAAGUUCUGGAGCGAUGUUAGUGACGUGACAGUCGGCCUGAACGAUGCCCAACAGGCUGUCCUGGACCUGAACGCCAGUAGGACAGACUCAGAGACCAUCCGCCAGAGCCUGGAGACCAUGCAGGUAACUGUGGACGGUGGAGCUGUUGGUUUGACCUUAGCUGCUCAAGAUGAAUGAAAUAGUUCAGUACAAUUUCCAGUGAAUGUGUUUUUUUCAUCUUGUCAGGUGCUAAGACGGUCCAAGACGAUCCAUUUCUACUAAUGUACUCUAUGCUGCCUGCUACCAUUUAUCUCCCUUCUUACUGAUUCCAUUGUGGGGUCUCUCAACCUUGACUAUAUCGCCUUACAGACACUCAGGGAGGACAUCGACAGUCUACAGGGGGACCUGGACACGCUUGGCAUUCUGGGAAUGGACUUGAUGUCAGCAUGUGGGGAUACAGACAAACCGGAUGUCACCAAGAGCUUAGAUGAGGUGAGGAGUGAGAGGAGUUAACAUUUAUGUUAAUAUUCAUUUUCCGUAAGACCAUCAUUUUUCAAUGUGUUUCUAAACAACUACAUCACUGACUCCUAAGCUCUACUGCACAUGGAACAACCUGAGUAAACUCUGGAGCGAGUGUCACAAAAAGCUGGAGGAAUCCUUACAGAUGGCUCUACAUUACCAGGACACCAUGCAGGUACGUGUGUGCGUAGUACGUGCUUGCAUUCGUGCGUGCGUUUGUGCGUGUCUGUGUGUGGGAGCUGGUCACUAACAUAUCCGUAUUGUCACAUAGCUUUGCUUGGCUACCGCUUCUCCUCUUAACUCCCCCAGCGCAGUGGCACUCAGCCAACAAAGAAGUCCACUAGUCUUUUAUGUCCAUUGCAAUGGCAGAAACCAGACUCUAGCUCCCUGUAGUGUUGGUGAUGAGUGACUGACAGACUGUGCACUUCCCUGCCAAUGGGAAACAAAUGGUGUUGAUGGUGUUAACUGUGAGAGACGGUCUAUACCCGAGGUCUGGAAAGCCAGCCUCAGUGUCGCCACUUGUACAAGUCAGCAGGAUUGCAUGUUUCAUUGUUCAGUAUGGAAGUUAUUUCACCACCUCAAAAUACAUAGCAACUAUUCAUAGUCUUUUGUGACACAAACUUGUGCGUAUAUGAAUGAAUUAUGUUUUAAGCAUAUAAAAACGAUCACUUUCUUGUUUUUCCACAGGGGCUUUUCGAGUGGCUCAAGUCAGCAGAGCUGAGAUCAACAGAGGAGUUCUUGGUAGGAACUGACCUGGAGUCAGUCAAAGAGCAGCUGUGUGAUCUCAAGGUGAGUCUACUCUACACAAACAGAACACACCGAUGAGCUCCCACUCUGUCCUAACCUCAAACCAAUCAUUUAUCAUGGGAGCAAUAAGCAAGACGUUCCAUAAUUCUCACUUUAAGCCUUUUAGUCUUUUGCUGAAUCUGACAGUUCUUUCUACAUUGCCAGCUCCGUAAAGUAUAUGAAACCUGUGCCCUUUCUCCUCAGGAGUUUAAACGGGAGCUAUACCAGAAGAAGAUCGAGAUCGAGAGCCUGAAUCACCGUUUUGUGUGCAGGCUGUCUCCAGGCUCUGAGCGUCCCGGCUCUGUCUCUCCCCUGUGUGACUUCAGACAGCGCUGGGACAGCCUGGAGGCAGAAACCGUCAGCAGACAGGUCAGACUCCACUCAAUCACUCAUCAAUAUGUGGAAUUCAAUUGGCUGGGACUGGUUUCCCAGACACAGAUUAAGCCUACUCCUAGAUUAAGAAGCACUUUCAAUGGAAAAUGUCCAUUGAGGAUGUUUUUUAGUCCAGGAUAAGGCUUAGUCUGUGUCCAGGAAACCGAUGGCUGUUCAGUCUUUUUUAAUGGCUAGGGUUAUGGUAUUGAAGAGGUCUGACAAUGCGUUUAAUGUGUUUUCACUACUUGUGGUUGUAGCAUCAGCUGGAGUGUGCCCUGAUGGGUCUGGGUCAGUUCCAGAACACUCUGGAUGAGCUGCACACCUGGCUCUCCCACACAGCCGACCUCCUCCAGGGCAGUCGGCCAAUCAGCAUCGACCUGCAGGCCUGCGAGAUAGAGCUGGCCAAACACAAGGUUCGUGACUUAAAUGAAUCAACACAAUUUAUUGGGAUCUAUGCCAUUUUAAAGCUUCUGACACCUAUGGGUGUAUGUGUGUUUGAGGAAGGACAAUGCUAUUGGAUUGGUUGGUAGGCAAAUAUCAAGUGUAUUACAGUUAUGUCAUCAAGUGUGCUACUACUCUAGGUGCUGCGUAAUGACGUCAUGUCCCACGUGCGUACGGUGGAGUCUCUGAACCAGGCGGGGCGGGGCCUGUUGGAUCCAGGGACUGGGGACAGCCCUCACGGUCUGCAGCCGCGGCUGGAGCAGCUGAACGAACGCUGGGAGUUUGUCCGCUGUGAGACAGAGCGCAGACAGCUAGAGCUGGAGAACAACCUCAGUCAGGUGUGGAGAGAUUGGGAAUGGGGAAUAGACCAAGUGGCAAAUUAAAGGUUAUUGUUCAUGAUCCCUUCAUCUCUUUUUCUCAUUCACUAUCACAUAUGCAAAGAGAUACCAAACUUAUUAGAAGUCUUAGGCCUAACUACUUAUUAGGUUUCUCCCAACAUUGCGAUAUCACUGGUCCACAGUACUGAAUGAUUAUCUGCGCUGUGGUGCCUUCUAGGGGUGAGUGUCUGAAUAUUACUGUCAUAACAGAUUAGUAAUUGAUUAUAAAUAUGGUUUUCAGAGAUUUUUUUUUUCUUCUACCCUAGGUCCAAUAUGUUACCAUGGAGAUCCAGGACCUUCUUCAGUGGUUGGAGAACACAGACCUGAGGCUGUCCUCCAGUAAGACAAUGUGGGGGAUGCCUGACUCUGCCAGCGAGAGGCUCAACGCACACCUGGUAAGGCCAACUCAACACCUCACACUAACUAUACCCCACCUCAAUAACUGACCUAUCCAGUGGCUAUUUUAGCAUGUCAAUCUUGGUGGGGCAAAAAAAUUAUAAUAUGCAUGCCAGCAAAGCCACUACACAACACAACACUAAACAAUAUAUUAAUUGCACUAUAAUGGUGACAAACAGUGCCUACAAACUGUUAGGGUCUACAUAAAGCUGUCCCGACACCUUACCACUGUUACACCUGGCUAUCAGCGGAGCCUUGUCUGGCAGCGAAACAGUUCAUUCGGCCUCAUUUACUGCCUUUAAAAAAAACAUAGCUGAUAUGGCUGACUUGCUUAAACAAAUGUGGUUUCUACUGACAAUUGAGAUGUACAAACUAUAAGAGGCAAUCCGUAAUUUCGAUUAAGACAUUAAUGAGCACACUAGGACGGACAUAGUCAAUAUACCUAUUUGUUCAGCACUUUUGAAAUGUACAGCGACAGAAUUCAGAACAUGGGCCGUUCUUACAGUUUUCUCCCUGUACACCAAGUCAGAACCGUAUGAUAAAUAAAGGGGGAUAUAAGCAGACAAUGAAAGCUCUCACAAUAUUUGAUGAUUACAUUUCUCUAAAACAGUAUAUAGGCUACAUGUGCACUACCAAGUCAGAACAGUAGACUAAAUUAUGAGGGGAAAAUAUACCAAAUUAUUCGGGUGAGGCACAUGGGCUACUAACAGCUUACUACACAACAUACACUUAGUAUUACUUUCUUAGCUACAGUAUACAGUGAGGAAAAAUGUAUUUGAUCCCCUGCUGAUUUUGUACGUUUGCCCACUGACAAAAACAUGAUCAGUCUAUAAUUUUAAUGGUAGGUUUAUUUGAACAGUGAGAGACAGAACACUUUCUCAUCUGACCACAACACUUUCACUCAGUUCUCCUCUGAAUCAUUCAGAUGUUCAUUGGCAAACUUCAGACGGCCAUGUGCUUUCUUGAGCAGGGGGACCUUGUGGGCGCUGCAGGUUGUCAGUCCUUCACGGCGUAGUGUGUUUUCAAUUGUUUUCUUGGUGACUAUGGUCCCAGCUGCCUUGAGAUCACUGACAAGAUCCUCCUGUGUAGUUCUGGGCUGAUUCCUCACCGUUCUCAUGAUCAUUGCAACUCCACGAGGUGAGAUCUUGCAUGGAGCCCCAGGCUGAGGGAGAUUGACAGUUAUUUUGUGUUUCUUCCAUUUGCGAAUAAUCGCACCAACUGUUGUCACCUUCUCACCAAGCUGCUUGGCGAUGGUCUUGUAGCCCAUUCCAGCCUUGUGUAGGUCUACAAUCUUGUCCCUGACAUCCUUGGAGAGCUCUUUGGUCUUGGCCAUGGUGGAGAGUUUGGAAUCUGAUUGAUUGAUUGCUUCUGUGGACAGGUGUCUUUUAUACAGGUAACAAGAAGAGAUUAGAAGCACUCCCUUUAAGAGUGUGCUCCUAAUCUCAGCUCGUUACCUGUAUAAAAGUCACCUGGGAGCCAGAUAUCUUUCUGAUUGAGAGGGGGUCAAAUACUUAUUUCCCUCAUUAAAAUGCAAAUCAAUUUAUAAAAUUUUUGACAUGCGUUUUUCUGGAUUUUUUUGUUGUUAUUCUGUCUCUCACUGUUCAAAUAAACCUACCAUUAAAAUUAUAGACUGAUCAUUUCUUUGUCAGUGGGCAAACGUACAAAAUCAGCAGGGGAUCAAAUACUUUUUUCCCUCACUGUACAUAUCCCCCUGGCAUAUUACAUAAUUUAUGCAGCAGCAUACAAUAAAUUUUUGGACUCACCUUGUUGUGCUCACUUGAACAGGAAUGUGGCACGGUGGUUCUUCAUGGGCAAAUUUUGUCAUCAAACUUUGUCAUCAAUGUCUGGCACUCUCUGGAUUUAUGGUGCUUUUAAUACAACUGUGAAAAAAACAAGGUUGAUUCAUGAUGGCGUCAGUGAUCUUCAGGUCGGAGUUCUAGAUAGAGGCCCGAGUUCCCGACUUAAAAUUCCGAGUUGGAUGACCGUUCAAAACGUAUUUUCCCAGUCGGAGCUUGUUUGUUUCCGAGUUCCCAGUUGUCUUGAACUCACUGAAGUCUAAGAUUUCCCAGUUCCAAGUUUCCAGUUGUUUUGAGCGCUGCAGAAGUCAUGCUGGAUUGACAGCAUGGCCAAUGUUGAAUGUUGAUCCUUUUAAGAUUGGAAAAGAGACCGUUAAACCCAGACUUGGACCACACACCCACUCCACUGAAUAGCAGGCUAGUGAUUGCUUUGCAAUGCUUGCAGUUAGUCACUGAUUCCUUCCAAACCACUCAUUGUUGAAUUUGCGAUUUCCAACUUGUUGUGUAAUGUUUAUGUCCAAUGAGCACCUAUACGUUUUAUCUAUAAUUUAUCUUCAUUAUUUCUCUGCAUAUGACAAGGAUUGAAAAGGAUUUGCCAGUAGAUUGUCGACUUGAUUCAUGAUGAUGACGGCUAGCUUGCUAGCUAAGAUUUUGAAAGUAUGAUAUUGACAUGAUCAGUCCAAUCAAAGCUACUGUACUGUAGAUAUAACGUGAUUUGACGUCAUUUUAUCUGUGGCCAAUGACCUUGAGCCUUCUUGGAUGGGCACUUCUAAUGCAACUCUAUGGCAGCACCUAAGGGGCUUGAAUUUUCAAGCGCUAUCUGUAUAUUUUGUGGUGACGUAGUGUCCCCAUGACUGAAAGAACACUGAGCCAAUCACGGCACAACUAGAGAACAUUACCAACCCCUACGCUCUGUAUUUUCCGCUGGCUGCCCCACCCCCACAGAAAGCACUGAGCUAGGCUGAAACACCUGCAUUUUGGAGCUGCCUUACUAAAGAAAGCAAAAAAGAGACCAUGUUUGUAUGUGGAUUUAUGAACUCAAUUAUUUUUUAUAUUUUUUAUUACAUUGUUUGCAAACUAAUAUGUGACAUGUAUGAAUGCCAAAAUAACAUGCAAAACAGGCAACAACAAAACAGGUGGGGCUCUAAACUGCCCUGAAUGAUGGGUCGCCACUGGACCUAUCUAGUAACUGCCCACUGAAACUGUCCUGUGCACUUAUCAAAAAAUGAAAUCCAAGUUCAGACGUUCAUAAAACUAUAGGGUGAGACCACUUUCCCCAUCCACCUGUAUCUCAUUGAAACCCAAUGUGUAUUGUAAUUGUAUGAUUUUUACAAGGUUUUGCCUCAGCUCAGAGGAACCUACUCUUUGACUGUAUGCAAACUUUACAGUGUGGCAUUGAGCAACAAUGAUAUCUAUAUAGCUGAAUAUCCCCAUCUAGUGGUUGAUAUCUUUAACGACAGUACAUUCAAACUUUUUCUAUUAAUGUGUAAAUUCAAGUGUGAAUUCAAUGACUAGGCAGAUGCAAUUGAAACUUACAGAUAUUAUUUAUUUUGAUUACUGACAUUACAUUUUUUAUAUACUGUAUCAACUGCUUAAAACACUUGUUAAUUACUUCUGAGAUAGCAGUGUGUCUUAUUAUCAAAGGCAAGUCUUACUGUUAAUUACAUGGAGUUUGAGUCAUAAACAGUUUUCACAACCCUCCAGCUAAUGUCAGUACAUAAAGUAAUGACAUAUGUUUGUAAAGGUUGUCCUCACUUGA